UAUCUAGGGUUCCUCCUUCCUCUAAUUUCUAAAUAUGGAAAGUAAUUACACCCCACUUUCCAAGAAUUCAUCUUUUGUUGAGUUACAAUUAAAAGAUGACAACUUUAUACAAAAUGGGUAUUCAAAAGAUGAUGAUCUUGAUGUUUCUGAUAUUGAUUUUGAUAAAUUACCCCUUAUUUUUGGUGAAAAUAAAUCAAGGUCUGGUAUAUAUGGUGCUGUUUUUAAUCUCACAACAACAAUUAUUGGUGCUGGUAUUAUGGCAUUACCUGCCACAAUGAAAGUAUUAGGUUUGGUUCUUGGAAUUGUACUGAUAUUCUUGAUGGCUAUUUUAUCCGAAAUAAGUGUCGAAUUGCUUGUUCGUUUUACUGUUUAUUGCAAAGCGUCGUCGUAUGGAGAGGUUGUUGAAGCUGCAUUAGGGAAAAUAGCUAAAGUUAUUUCCGAGAUUUGCAUUAUUGUUAACAAUGCUGGUGUUUUGGUUGUGUAUUUGAUUAUAAUAGGUGAUGUUUUGUCCGGUUCACUUCGUCAUAUUGGUGUUUUUGAUCAAUGGCUAGGUCAUGGUGUUUGGGAUCAUAGAAAGUUGGUGAUUUUGAUUAUGUUGGUUUGUUUUCUUGCACCACUUUGUGCUUUGGAUAAGAUCGAUUCGUUAAGUUUUACUUCGGGUGCUUCUGUAGCUCUCGCGAUUGUAUUCAUGUUGGUUGCUUUCACUAUAGCGUUUAUUAAGCUUGUCGAAGGGAAAAUUGAAGUUCCGAGAAUGACCCCGGAUUUCGGGUCUAAAAAGGCAAUAUUAGAUUUGCUUGUGGUGAUUCCUAUCAUGUCAAAUGCUUAUGUUUGUCAUUUUAAUGUUCAGCCUAUUUAUAAUGAGCUCGAAGCCCGUUCACCUCAGAAGAUGAAUCGGGUUGGACGGAUUACUAGUGUUAUAUGUGUUUUGGUUUAUGCUUCAACUGCAAUAGCUGGUUAUUUACUUUUCGGAAACGAUACUGAAUCAGAUGUGCUAACUAACUUUGAUAAAGACCUUGGGAUUCGUUUCAGCAUGCCUUUAAAUUACAUAGUCCGUGUUGGCUACGUUUUUCAUCUGGUUUUAGUUUUCCCUGUUAUUCAUUUCUCACUUAGACAGACAGUGGAUGCCUUGUUAUUUAAAGGAUCGGUUCCGCUCACAGAAAGUAGGAAGAGGUGUUUGGCUCUGACGGUUGUUCUUUUGGGACUCAUAUAUCUUGGAUCAACUAUGAUUCCUAAUAUUUGGACGGCUUUCAAAUUUACAGGGGCGACAACAGCAGUCUCUUUAGGAUUUACAUUUCCGUCUCUAAUUGCUUUAAGGUUGAGCAAAGAAGGGAUUGCAUUGAGCCACAAGGAGAAGAUAUUGUCUUGGUUCAUGCUAGUAUUGGCCAUUGUAGUUAGCAUUGUUGGAGUGGUUGGAAAUAUUUAUAGCAUCACCAGCUAGAAGGAUUUACUUUUAUUGGCUUCCAUACAUUAGAAAACUUUAACUUCAUACCUUUGGUCAUUGCAUUUUCUGGCCCAGUGUGGAUAAGUUAGUCACAAAGCAGUUUGUAGAAGCAAAAGGCCCUGAUAUGAGUCUUGCACAACCAUUUUGGCAGGAGCAGAUCAAGUUUUACCGUAAACCAAAUUGUGGAUGCCAUCUGUGUCACACUUUGCUGCUUGUGGAGAGUGACAAAAGAUUGCUGCAGCUGUUAGAGAUUGCAAAUACCUAAACCACACAGCUCCCAGCUAAGUAUAUGUUGUUGAUAGUUCCGUGGUCCUAGUAGACUGGUACUUUCUUGUAAUUGCCAACAGUAGCCAUCAAAUUUCUAGAAGCGCUCCCUUGCCAUGUUGGGACAACUAUACCAUGUACAGCAAACAUGAUUUUAUGAAUACAAUAAUUCAAUGACAUUCCUAAUUCUUCUUCCUUCAAGUUUUAAAGCUUGCAUAAUAAUUUGCAACUUAUAGCCUGUCUUUUUAUGAUUAUUUGUCUUUAUGUUUGUCAAAAGUUCCUACGUUUGUUUGGGGAAUACAUAAAAUUUAGUGAACUUGUUUCUGUUAAUCUAGAGCGCUGCAAUGUCUUUUAACUGUCCUUUUAUCAGAAGAUAGACUGGCUGAAGUUUAUAAAAGAGCUAACAUGCUUGAAUGUGUUAUCGAGUAGUUUUUGUUACAGCAUCUGUGAAAAUAAUAUAGUGGACCAUUAUUGUUAAAAACGAAAGAUGCAUUUCAGCUUUCCUUUGCCCCAGAAAUUGUUUCUUGAAAGAGAAGAAAGUGGAUACUGGUAGCAGAUGUUCUCCUAUAUGUUCCCAUGUCUGACUGCUUCUUAUUGUUGGAAGUUGUAGUUGUUUAUCAGUCAAUCAAUCAAUUACGCCUUGUCACAAAUUUGUUAGGUAG
Molecule: messenger RNA, 2367 nt
Organism: Lycium ferocissimum
Lineage: Eukaryota; Viridiplantae; Streptophyta; Magnoliopsida; Solanales; Solanaceae
Product: amino acid transporter AVT6E-like
Exons: 1
Coding region: 35-1438 (467 amino acids)
Biological process (GO): amino acid transmembrane transport
Molecular function (GO): amino acid transmembrane transporter activity
Source: RefSeq, a predicted model, not a curated record